AUGAAGUUCCACGCCCUCUUUACGCUCCUCAGCGCGCUACUUCUUUCCUACACAUGCGCGGCAACCUCCUCCCCAGCAGCGCAUCUUGAGAAGCGUGCAACUCAGGUCUCUGUCACUAGCUACACCUUCACCAACAAUGUCCUUGCUGGUUCCAUCAAGAUCCAAAACCUCGCCUACACCAAGGUCGUAACUGUUGUCUACGCCGUCGGUAGCACGUGGACAAGCUCUCAGGCCUUCGCGGCCACCUACAGCAGUGGCCCAGCAUCUGACGGCUAUGAGGUGUGGACCUUCUCUGGAACUGCGGUGGGCGCAACCCAGUUCUACGUCAAGUACGACGUUAGUGGUACUUCUUACUAUGAUCCUGGGAACAAUGUGAACUACCAGAUCUCGGCGACAACAUCAUCGACUACUACCAGUGCAGCCCAAUGCACGGUGACGGUUACAACCACGAUGCCUUUGGCGUUGAUGCCAAGAAUGGCUGAGCCGACGGGAUUCUUUUAA
Morchella importuna is the source of this 501-nucleotide messenger RNA. RefSeq lists its product as uncharacterized. Gene Ontology annotation, molecular function: protein binding. The record is from RefSeq and is a predicted model, not a curated record. NCBI's taxonomy places the organism in Eukaryota, Fungi, Ascomycota, Pezizomycetes, Pezizales, Morchellaceae. The transcript has 3 exons. Bases 1 to 501 code for a protein of 166 amino acids.